UGUUCCUUCCUUCCUUACUGUUAGACGAGAACAGCAGGAUAAAGGAAAGCCUGUGAAAUGAGGUUAUUGAGAAGAGAAAAAGAAAGUGGGAGAAACAGUGCACCUACUACACUUUCUACAAGCAGUUUGUGGAGUUGCUACACUAUGUACACAAGAAAAGGGCUUAAACCAUAUUGAGGAAGUGAAGAAAAUCUGUGAGGAGCCUUUGUCUCAGUUAGACAUGUAUGUUUAUCUCCUCCGUGCUAUCAGCUGUCUCUGCAUUCUGUCAAUUGGUAUCGGUGCAGAAGAAUGUAGCCAGGCGGUUCUAAACAGACGAGAGAGCUUUUAUGUACCAGUAGGGGGAAGUCUGUCACUGUCAUGUGUGGUCCAGCACUGUGGAGACCCCUGGAACGGCACCUGGAUUUGGAGAAAUUCAACAGUUGAUAAGUUCAGCAUUGUUGAAAGCACUGCACAUCAUCACUUGACUAGUUUGCAUCUGUCAGACAAUCAGACACGCCUUGUUUUGAGUUUUCCUAGCGUCAGCCAAUUAGACGAAGGUUCUUAUGGAUGCAAUGUUAAAUGGCACGAAGGGGAGAGCGACCAGGGACAUCUGCAGUAUGUGAACAUCACUGCAGCUCUCUCCUCUCACAGGCCAAUGUUGCACAGGGUUUUAGUUUGUGUGGCUGCGUCUCUGUGUUUUCCUAUUAUUCUGGGACUGGCUCAUUGUCUGAGUUCAGAGGUCAAGUCUCAGCCACAUCCCAGAAUUCAGAACAUCCUUGUGACCGAGCCUGUAGUUGUACACAGAGACCGACAGUACCUGAUGGCUCCUCAUCCUCCGCCUCGACGUCCUGUUCCCCAGAAACACAGCAGCGCUUCGUCUAAAAGAGCUCCACUCAAGCGCCAGCAAAGGCCUGAGGUGGUGUAUGCAGACCUUUCCCAGGAUGCCCUGAGGCAACAGGCAGCCACCAGAGAGCCUCCACAGUCCACAGUCUACACAUCAGUCAGAUUUACCUGAACGAUAAUAGUGGAACCCUCGGUUUUAUGUUUUUGACUCUUGUAAAGUAUUUUGUGUCUCUUUGUCUGUGAAAAGUACUUCCUGAUUGAAUUUUCCUAAUUUUUGGUGAAAUACUUUUUGACUUUUGAGAAUUUAAGGAGACACAACAUAUGGACUUAUUGUAUUUUGAACUAAUAAGUCAAUAUAAUUGCUGAAUGUUACUGUGAACAAGCAACAUACAACAAGUGGUGCCAGGCACAACAAACCCCGCCCCUCACAUGUAUGGUAGGUUAUUUUGGCAUCAAUCCAGCUGAUGUCAUCAUGCAUGUGGUGCUGUCAGCAAAUCAGUUUCCUCUAUAUAUGUGCCAAGUUUGAAGUAAACUGAGACAAAAUUGAUGUUUUUAUAGACAUUUGAAAUUUUGCCCCUUUAUAAGUAAAUGGGAGAAAAAAAAGAUUUUAAAAAUUCAUAACA
Molecule: messenger RNA, 1445 nt
Organism: Sphaeramia orbicularis (orbiculate cardinalfish)
Lineage: Eukaryota; Metazoa; Chordata; Actinopteri; Kurtiformes; Apogonidae
Exons: 5
Coding region: 221-994 (257 amino acids)
Biological process (GO): immune response-regulating cell surface receptor signaling pathway
Cellular component (GO): plasma membrane
Molecular function (GO): signaling receptor activity
Source: RefSeq, a predicted model, not a curated record